Iphiclides podalirius (scarce swallowtail) is the source of this 483-nucleotide messenger RNA. NCBI's taxonomy places the organism in Eukaryota, Metazoa, Arthropoda, Insecta, Lepidoptera, Papilionidae. The record is from the annotation of a GenBank genome assembly.
AUGUCGGAUAGGAACCCGCGUACCGCCGGCCCAUUGCGCUUCGGGCGCGGAAUGCGAAGACACGAGCGGCCGGCUAACGGGUCCGUUGCCGAUUCGAGCCACAUUCCUAAGCCGAGCGCUCCCACGACCCACGGCAUACCCCCUCCCCCCCCCCCCCCAGCGGAAAGCCGCGGAAUUGUGCGCGGGCGCAUGCAUGCAAAGGUGCGGGGUGAACGCACGGCGGUGCAUGCUAUGGGCAACUGUCCGCAUGCAUGGCAUGCGACCGUCAUAUGCAUAGCUGUCGCGAGACUCCUAUACGUAAUUGCGAGUGUCGAAUUCGCGAUUAGCAGCGAUGGUUACUUGGAAGGUAAAACGAAGGCUGCCGGCAUAUGGGGUAUUGGAAUGUCGCAUUUCGAGCAGACGUUAGAAAUUUUUAAUGCAUGUUCGAAAGAAUUUAUCAUAAUCGUAAUCGAGCGAGCAACAAUAGUGUUUAAAAACAUGCUC